This is a messenger RNA of Sciurus carolinensis (gray squirrel), 1365 nucleotides long. It is a transcript of the gene Pinx1, whose product is annotated as PIN2 (TERF1) interacting telomerase inhibitor 1. The transcript has 7 exons. Gene Ontology annotation, biological process: regulation of ribosome biogenesis. NCBI's taxonomy places the organism in Eukaryota, Metazoa, Chordata, Mammalia, Rodentia, Sciuridae. The record is from RefSeq and is a predicted model, not a curated record. The coding region runs from base 110 to 1132 and encodes 340 amino acids. Gene Ontology annotation, molecular function: nucleic acid binding; telomerase inhibitor activity. Gene Ontology annotation, cellular component: nucleolus.
CCGCCGCUGCGGUCCGCUGGCGUGCUGGCCCCGUGCUUCCAGCUUGUCGGCUCGCCGGCCGCCUGGUUCUGCUGUGGCCAAGUCCGGAGGCCCGCGCGCUGCAUACAACAUGUCGAUGCUGGCCGAGCGUCGGCGGAAGCAGAAGUGGGCUGUGGACCCAAGAAACACUGCGUGGAGUAAUGAUGAUUCCAAGUUUGGCCAGAGGAUGCUGGAGAAGAUGGGGUGGUCUAAAGGAAAGGGUUUGGGGGCUCAGGAGCAAGGAGCCACAGAUCAUAUUAAAGUUCAAGUUAAAAAUAACCACCUGGGACUUGGAGCUACCAUCAAUAAUGAAGACAACUGGAUUGCUCAUCAGGAUGAUUUUAACCAGCUUCUGGCUGAACUGAACACUUGCCACGGGCAGGAAACAGCAGACUCUUCAGACAACAAGGAAAAGAAAUCUUUUCACCUUGAGGAAAAGUCUAAAAUCUCUAAAAACCGGGUCCAUUACAUGAAAUUCACGAAAGGGAAGGAUCUGUCCUCUCGGAGCAGCACGGAUCUUGACUGCAUUUUUGGGAAAAGGCAGAGCAAGAAGACUGCUGAGCAGGACGGUCGCAGCCCCUGCACUCCAGAUGGGAGCGAGGCCUCCAUGACCACAACCAGCGCCGUCACCAUCCAGGAGUACUUUGCCCAGCGAAUGGCCCAGCUCCAGAGCAGGCCGCGGCUCCCAGCUUCCCAGCCCAGCCUUCCAGAGACCCGGGUGGAAUGGAAAAGCGGGAAGAAGAAAGAGAAAGAGGUGGCAGACAACCCUGAGGAAGGGUCCCACCCCAAGGCCAAGCGGUCUAAAAAGGGGAAGUCUGAGGAAGAGAGCCAGGGAUGUGUGGCCAAGAAGAGAGUGCCCGUGGAGGGGCAGCCCAGAGGGCCCUGUGGGGACGAGUGUUCUAAGGUCCCUGCCGAGGCCGCAGAGGGCUGCGUGCAGCCUCCUGAUGACCAGGGUGGUGCCCCAAAACCCCGAAAGAGGAGAGCAAAGGACAGGCCGCAGAAACCAGCAGAGGUGGCUUUGGAUGCCACACUGGACAACGAAGCACCCGUGGCAAGAAGAAGGCAGAAGAAGAAGAAGAGGAGGAAGGAGGAGGAGAAGGUGGCUUCCAGGUGAGCUCUCGCCAGCAGGGCCCUUCCGGCCACUCCGCUGUCACACUGCCGGGCAGACUGGCCUGCAGUCAGAGCAGCGAGCACCGCAGCUCGGGCACAUCUUUAACAUGCCUGUGGACUGCCGCGUCUCGCCCUCUCGCCACAUUUCCCCAAGUCAUCGUCCCUCCCGGGAGAGCUGUUUAAUGAUCCAGAUCAUGGCUCUUUACAUCAACAAAUAAAUGUCUUUUUAAACUCUGA